Messenger RNA from Megalobrama amblycephala (Wuchang bream), 834 nucleotides. RefSeq lists its product as uncharacterized. Lineage: Eukaryota; Metazoa; Chordata; Actinopteri; Cypriniformes; Xenocyprididae. The coding region runs from base 1 to 744 and encodes 247 amino acids. The transcript is spliced from 2 exons. The record is from RefSeq and is a predicted model, not a curated record.
AUGUCUGAUCUACUGAGCACUGUGAAAAUCCUGGCUGGAUCUACAGCGGAGAUUGCAGCUGCUUCAGUUGGUGAUCAGCGCCUGGUGGCCGCAGUGAAGUUGGAUGAGGAGAACAAUUCUGUGGAGAUCCUCAAUGGGCUGAAGGUUGUUGAUGUUAAAGCAGAGGUCUCAGUAGAAGUGCCUGAGGAAGCUGAGGUAGAGGAGGCCAUGAUCGGUAGGUCCGAUCUGAAAAUUGUAGGUGAAGAACUGGAGGAAUUGUCUUCAGCACUUCAUGCAGUAGAAGAAACCACUGUUGAAGUGGCAGAUGACCAUGUCAAGUCUGAGGCAGACAGCCCUGUUGUGGCCGAAGUUUAUGUUGAAAGCCCUGCUUCAUCAGAGGAGGCCUCUGUUCCGGAGAUGGAGAGUAUUUUGGAAUUGGAAGAGUCAAUGAGCCCUGUGGUGAUGUUGUCAGAAGAUGAUACCUCUGGACCUGCAGAGGUGACAUCACAAGCAGUCAAGGCAAUAGGUCAGGGAAUAGAGGAAGAUAUAGCAUUAAGUCAUGAGCCAGCUGCUACAGAAACAGAACAUGCAGAUCUCACAGCGCCACCAACAGACCUGGAGGAAGCACUACAGGGCACAACAGAGGCUGCAGAAGAAGUUGUCGUGGAAAUGAUGCUGGAUGCUGUGGAGGAAGCUAAACCAGAAAAGGUGUCAGAAGAAGCUGUUGAAAGUGGAAAUGUUACGAUGACCAUGGCACAAGCCUGAAGUGAAUGUUCCAGAACCUGAGACACAGAAAGCGAGUGAAACCCAAUCUGUAACAUAAUACAUACAGUGAAGUUAACAUGCAGUGCUGUA